Schizosaccharomyces osmophilus is the source of this 450-nucleotide messenger RNA. It is a transcript of the gene naa30, whose product is annotated as NatC N-acetyltransferase complex catalytic subunit Naa30. Bases 1 to 450 code for a protein of 149 amino acids. NCBI's taxonomy places the organism in Eukaryota, Fungi, Ascomycota, Schizosaccharomycetes, Schizosaccharomycetales, Schizosaccharomycetaceae. The transcript has 2 exons. Gene Ontology annotation, biological process: N-terminal peptidyl-methionine acetylation. The record is from RefSeq and is a predicted model, not a curated record. Gene Ontology annotation, cellular component: NatC complex. Gene Ontology annotation, molecular function: protein-N-terminal amino-acid acetyltransferase activity.
AUGGUUGAUAUUGUUCCCUAUCAUCAUAAAUAUUUGGAAGAAGUCUGCCAACUUAUAAAAAAAGAUUUAAGUGAGCCUUAUAGCAAAUAUGUGUAUCGGUAUUUCGUGCAUCAAUGGCCUGAAUACAAUUUUGUUGCUUUGCUCGAUGGGCAGAUGGUUGGUGCUGUUAUAAGCAAACAAGAUAUUCAUCGUGGACAAAGUCUUCGAGGCUAUAUCGCUAUGCUGGCCGUCAAAGAUUCUCACCGAGGAAAGGGUAUUGCAACUCUACUAACAAAGGCGAGUUUAAAUGUCAUGAUCGAAAAGGGUGCCCAAGAAAUUGUUUUAGAAACUGAAGUAGAUAAUGAUGCAGCAAUGUCUUUCUAUGAACGACUAGGCUUUUGCAGGUACAAAAGGCUCUACCGAUAUUAUUUGAACGGUACAGAUGCGUUUCGCUAUAUAUUAUACCCUUAA